Messenger RNA from Xenopus laevis (African clawed frog), 2801 nucleotides. RefSeq names its product membrane associated ring-CH-type finger 9 S homeolog (gene marchf9.S). The record is from RefSeq and is a predicted model, not a curated record. NCBI's taxonomy places the organism in Eukaryota, Metazoa, Chordata, Amphibia, Anura, Pipidae. The transcript is spliced from 5 exons. Bases 958 to 1959 code for a protein of 333 amino acids. Gene Ontology annotation, biological process: protein ubiquitination. Gene Ontology annotation, molecular function: ubiquitin-protein transferase activity; zinc ion binding; ubiquitin protein ligase activity. Gene Ontology annotation, cellular component: Golgi membrane; trans-Golgi network; Golgi stack.
UAGCCAUAUUUAUCCAUCCAGCCCUUAGUGCAAAGACUCCCCUUCCCUCCUGUGCCCAGUGCAAUACAAACACACUGUCUCUCUAUGGAGGAGCCUCAUUAGCUGCUCUCUGUGUGUGUGUGACCCUGUAGCACUUACACACCACAGCCAAUGAAUGAGAGGAGUCUGCCCGUGUGGCAUCAGUAGCAGCAGCAGGAGGAGGAGGAGGAGGCAGGUGCUUGUGAUGCGGCUCCCAGUGUCGGGCUCAGUGGAUGGGGAGAGGCAGCAGGAGGCUGGGGAAGCUGCUGAGACAAUAGAGGAUCCCCGCGCGUUGCAUCGGAGGGAGAGAGCGGAGCAAGAGAAGGGGAGGGCGGGCGGAAGGAUCGCAAGGCUGGAGAGAAGGGCUUAUAUAUAGGUCCCAUCCCGCUGGAUUAUACACAACAUCUGUACAGCUCGGAGCGAUCCUCCAGGGCAGCAGAUUUGGUCCCAUCUCGCUGAUUGGUCUACACGUCGUUUGUGGCUGUUUUGUACCUUUAAAGCUGGAUAUAUUGUUGGAGGCUUGAGCCCCGUGGAAGGAUGUCCGGGGCAAUUCAUUGUCAUUCAGGGGGGCAGUGAGUGGGGUCCUCCAGCUGUCAGUUUACAGGGGCCCCUGUGCUGGUGUCUGGGCAUGUGAGCUCUAAUGCCAUUGGCCGCUUUCUCCCAGUCCGACCCUUUAUAUAACACUGUGCACUUGCUCUUGGGCUACAGCCCAUUGGCCCUGUUUGUUACCUGGUGCAUUUCUGGCCUGGAUCCCCCCGCGUCCAACUUGCCAGGGUUAUUGUUCUGAGCUGACCCCAUGCAGUGCGACCCCCUCCCUGGCACCGGCGAGCUGAGCAGCAGAGGGCCACUCGGAGCAGAAUCCAUGCCUUUCCUCCUGGGACCCGUCACACUCAGCAGCAGCAGCGGUAGCCAUAGGGCCCCGGGGCCACCUGCCGGUGAAUGAUGUUUAAGUACCGGCUCCGCAUGUUCUUCAAUGAACUGAAGGUUCUGGUAUUAACCCGAUCCGGGAGAAGCGAGCCGGAGCCGGGCCAGGCCAUGCGUGGACUCGGGGUCGGUGGCUGCGGAUGGCCGCCCUUUGGCGACUGCUCCUCCCGAGACGACGACGAGGAAUAUUAUGGGGCCGAGCCCAGACCCCGCAGUUUGGGGCUGGAGGAGAAGGACGGGCGGAUCGGGGCUGCGCUGGACGCUGUGUCCCUGGGGAGCAGCAUUGACAGUGGCAUGAGAAGCCCGCAGUGCAGGAUCUGCUUCCAGGGGCCAGAGCAGGGUGAACUGUUGAGCCCAUGUCGAUGUGAUGGGUCGGUACGCUGCACACAUCAGCCCUGCCUAAUACGCUGGAUAAGUGAGAGAGGUUCCUGGAGCUGUGAAUUGUGUUAUUUCAAAUACCAUGUUCUAGCCAUUAGUACUAAGAACCCCCUCCAGUGGCAAGCUAUAUCCUUGACCGUGAUUGAGAAGGUCCAGAUUGCAGCUAUAAUCCUGGGCUCCCUUUUUCUUAUAGCUAGCAUCUCCUGGUUAAUUUGGUCCUCCCUCAGUCCUUCAGCAAAGUGGCAGCGACAGGAUUUACUUUUUCAAAUCUGCUAUGGAAUGUAUGGCUUCAUGGACAUUGUCUGUAUAGGUUUAAUCAUCCACGAAGGAUCGUCAGUAUAUCGAAUCUUCAAGAGAUGGCAGGCUGUUAAUCAGCAAUGGAAAGUUCUGAACUAUGACAAAACAAAGGACCUUGGAGAACCUUUGGGUGGGACUUCAAAGCUGGGGGGAAGAAACUCACGGACGAACCAUUCCUCUCACAAUGACAGAGGACCUGGUCGGAGCCAGCGAGUUAGGACUAUAUUGAACCAUCACUGUGGUUAUACGAUUCUGCACAUCCUUAGCCACCUGAGGCCUAAUGAACAUCGAAGUAGCUCAAACUCCAACAGAGAAGUGGUGAUGAGAGUGACAACAGUAUGAGGGACUUUUUGUUGGAAUAAUUAAGAGAAUGGGUUCGCUGUUAUCCUCGACACUUUCCUAUGGAUGGCAGCUUGUUGUCAAAGGGGAGGGGAAGAGCUUUGCUUUGAUGUGGAUCACAAGCGAAAUGCGUUGGUUUCACCCAGUGAGCAGGCAUUCUAAAGCAUUCUGGUCAACCUUCUUCUUAUACCAAAAGCCCUGUUUAUUUUGUGUUUUUUUUUAGAAGUUGGGCCUUUUUUCAGCUAGUGCUAUCCUGUGCAAUUUUUCAAUUACAAAACCGCCCAACCUCAAGAAAAGCUGAAAACGUAACGGCUCCUUCAAGCAUUGUAAUUGUCUCCGAGAAAUCCCACUUGAGCCAUUACUUUUUUUUGAAUACGUUGAAAGCACAAGCCAACGUUUUAACAGCAAAAAUCACAGGAACACAGGAGUCUUAGCAUUUUUACCUCAGAUUUACCAAACACAGCAGCUCCACAAAAAUUGCAAAUCAAGCAGAAAUACGGUAAAUAAAGUGAUUUUCCAACAAGCCCAUCUUUCCAGAAUUGCAGAACCCGAAUGCUAAUCAUGUGUGAGGGGGGAAAAAAAAGACAAUGAUACGGUUCAGAAAUUUCUAAGCGAUGAAUAGGUGCAAUAAAACAUAUUUUUACGGCAAAAUGGGAUCUUUGCAAUAAGACGCUUGUACUUUUCCCCUGAUUUUACAUUUUUCGCAUGAGUAAAUGUAAUUUUUUCCCCCCUCUUUUCUCCCUGCGGGAGGAUAGAGAAAAAAUAUUUAUAUGCAAAUAGUCUCCAACUACAUUUCUUUCUAUUUACAUACUGGGAUGUGAUAUUAAAGCAUCAGGAUUUCCCUA